UUUGCAGGUAGAGCUCCCCAACGGAGUACCAUGUGAAGGUCUGACAGAGCCCCUUGAUUCGUGGGACAGGAGAGACGUCCCUCUUUCAGUCCAGAAGGGGAAAAUUCUUUGAACGUUUUUGUCUGCUUCAGUAGGCUCUUAAAGUAUCGUCUUCACCUGAACCACAGGGGCACGUGCCUGAGCCAGUUUGCCCACUGUGGGGAAAGGAAGUCUCAGGAGGCAUUCCGCACGCCAUGGCGAAACCGUGGAAGUGUGGGGAUUGCGGGAAAGGAUUCCGCUCCCCCUCCGUGCUGGAGAUCCACCGCCGUGUCCACACUGGGGAGAGGCCGUUCAGCUGCUCCGAGUGCGGGAAGGGCUUCACCCAGUCGUCUAUCCUGCUGACCCACCAGCGUUUCCACACCGGCGAGCGGCCCUUCACCUGCCCCGUCUGCGGCAAGUGCUUCACCCAGUCGUCCACCCUGCUGACCCACCAGCGGGUUCACACCAGGGAGCGGCCCUUCACCUGCUCCAUCUGCGGCAAGGGCUUCACCGACUCCUCCCACCUGCUGACCCACCAGCGGGUCCACACCGGGGAGAGGCCGUUCAGCUGCUCGGUCUGCGGCAAGAGCUUUACCCAGUUGUCCAACCUGCUGCGGCACCAGCGGCUCCACACCGGGGAGCGGCCCUUCACCUGCUGCGUCUGUGGCAAGGGCUUCACCGACUCCUCCCACCUGCUGACCCACCAGCGGGUCCACACCGGGGAGAGUCCAUUCAGCUGCUCGGUCUGCGGCAAGAGCUUUACCCAGUCGUCCAACCUGCUGCAGCACCAGCAGGUCCACACCGGGGAGUGGCCCUUCACCUGCUCUGUCUGCGGCAAGGGCUUCGCCCGCUCGUCCGACCUGCUAACCCACCAGCGGGUCCACACGGGGGAGCGGCCGUUCAGCUGCUCGGUCUGCGGCAAGAGCUUCACCCGCUCGUCCACCCUGCUGCGGUACCAGCGGCUUCACACCGGGGAGCGUCCCUUCACCUGCUCCGUCUGCGGCAAGAGCUUCUCUCACUCGUCCACCCUGCUGCGGCACCAGCGGCUUCACACCGGGGAGCGGCCCUUCACCUGCUCCGUCUGCGGCAAGGGCUUCACCCAGUCGUCCCACCUGUUCUCACACCAGCAGGUCCACACCGGGGAGCGGCCCUUCACCUGCCCCGUCUGCGGGAGGGGCUUCGCUUCCUCUCAGCACCUGCUGCGGCACCAGCGGGGGCACAAGUGACGGGGCCAGCCGCUGUGGAUCCAAGAUUUCACUCUCUGACCCAUUGAGUCUCCAGUCAGGUCCUUCAGCUCAACUGGUCUCUCUCAGUAUUUCUGACCCAUGUGAGCCUCUACGCACCUCCCCUUCACUCGCUCACACUUGAUUUCCCUUACAGCAGCAUUCCCUUCAGUUCCUUUCUCCCUGACGUCUGUAACCAGCUUCUCCUUAAAUGCCGUCCACCUCGACCUGCUACUGUGGGGGUCAUUCCCGCUGCAGAUAGAGGUCUCUCCUUUGUAACCUCUUCAAAAGAUUUACCGCUGACUUCCCCCUUCAGUCUUUUCCAUUUCUGGGUCUUCCCGCUGUUGCGAAACUUGGAAGGGUUCAGAAAAGAUUUACAAGGAUGUUGCCAGGGUUGGAGGAUCUGAGCUACAGGGAGAGGCUGAACAGGCUGGGGCUGUUUUCCCUGGAGCGUCGGAGGCUGAGGGAUGACCUUAUAGAGGUUUACAAAAUUAUGACCGGCAUGGAUAGGAUAAAUAGGCAAAGUCUUUUCCCUGGGGUUGGGGAAUCCAGAACUAGAGGGCAUAGGUUUAGGGUGAGAGGGGAAGAUAUAAAAGAGACCUACAGGGCAACGUUUUAAUACAGAAGGUGGUGUGUGUAUGGAAUGAGCUGCCAGAGGAUGUGGUGGAGGCUGGUACAAUUGCAACAUUUAAGAGGCAUUUGGAUGGGUACAUGAAUAGGAAGGGUUUGGAGGGAUAUGGGCCGGGUGCUGGCAGGUGGGACUAGUUUGGGUUGGGAUAUUUGGUCGGUAUGGACGGGUUAGACCGAAGGGUCUGUUUCCGUGCUGUACAUCUCUUGACAAAGCCUUGUCUGAGGGUGAAAUGUUGUCAUUCCCGUUGAUGCGGGUGGUCCCCUGUCUGUUGUCCUUUUUGUUUCCUUUCGCGGAAAGGGCGUCGCGGACAUGGGCAGCGUUCCCGAGCCCCGCUCCGGAACGGGCUGUUCCGUCCUCUUCCAGCCCCCGGGGGGG
Messenger RNA from Hemiscyllium ocellatum (epaulette shark), 2247 nucleotides. Its product is annotated as zinc finger protein 16-like. The record is from RefSeq and is a predicted model, not a curated record. The coding region runs from base 234 to 1244 and encodes 336 amino acids. Gene Ontology annotation, molecular function: RNA polymerase II cis-regulatory region sequence-specific DNA binding; DNA-binding transcription factor activity, RNA polymerase II-specific. Gene Ontology annotation, biological process: regulation of transcription by RNA polymerase II. The transcript has 2 exons. Lineage: Eukaryota; Metazoa; Chordata; Chondrichthyes; Orectolobiformes; Hemiscylliidae.